UUUAAAAACCUCCCUUUUGUGAUUUAUCAAGACGAAACUCUUUUGCAUUGCUCCGAUUUGGAUAUUCUCGCAGCCCCUCUCCAAAUUCCCGAGAAAAUUGACGGGAAACUUGCUUCGUUUUCCGAGAAAAAAAGGAAAGUAAUUGGUUACUGUACUUCUAGGGUCUGUGAAAUCCUCGACUUCGAAUUUGGGGACGGAACUUUCCCCGGCGAGAUUGAUGAUUAAGGACUAAUUAGUUGAUUGGACUUUGUUUUUGAUUUUGAGUUCUAAUGGAGAGAUCUAGAUCGAAGAGGAACUAUCACUAUGACCAAGACUAUGAUGGAGAUUCCAUGGGCAGGUCUAAACCUCGCUACAACAACAACAACAAUUACCACUUUGGCGGCGGAGGAAAUAACAGAUACCGUGGCGGCGGUGGCGGCGGCGGAAAUAGCCGGCCAUCGAAGUCACACCCGGAAACGAUGGCGACGACGACUUAUCGUGUCCUCUGCCUCGACGCUAAAGCAGGAGGCGUUAUUGGAAAAUCCGGAACAAUCAUCAAGUCGAUACGGCAGCACACCGGCGCGUGGAUUAACGUUCACGAGCUAGUUCCCGGAGACGCCGAGCGUAUCAUCGAGAUUUCCGAUAACCGUCGUCGUGACCCCGACGGGAGAAUGCCGUCGUUCUCUCCUGCUCAGGAGGCUUUGUUCAGCGUCCACGACAGGAUUCUAGAGAGCGAGGCUCAGUUCGGGUACGGUGUUGCUCCGCCGCCGGAAGAGGAGGAGGAUUACGGUGGAGUUAGGCCCGGAGGAGGGAGAGUUGUGACGAGGCUUGUGGUUUCGAGGAUGCAUGUUGGUUGCUUGUUGGGUAAAGGUGGGAAGAUUAUCGAGCAGAUGAGAAUCGAAACCAAGACUCAUAUUAGGAUCCUGCCUAGAGAAAGUAACUUACCUCGUUGUGUUUCCCUCUCUGAAGAGAUUGUUCAGAUUGUAGGUGAACCUGAAGCAGUGAAGAACGCUUUAGCCAUUGUAUCAUCGCGUCUAAGAGAGAGUCAACAUCGUGAUCGCAGUCAAUUCCAAGGCCGUUUGCAUUCACCAGAACGGCCUUUGCCGCCUGCUGAUGAUUAUGUUCCUCAGCAAAGAAGACAAUCAUCUGAGAGGUUUCAUCAUGGCAACUACAGGAGCAACAGUUUCAGCUCUCGUCAGUCCAACUAUGCAGCAGAAGCUCCAGCAGCAGCUCCUGUUGGUGAGAAUGCACAGCCUCUCUACACCGAAGAGCUUGUGUUCCGGAUUCUAUGCCCUGUUGACAAGAUUGUUCGUGUUGUUGGAGAAUCACAAGGAAUAAUAGAUUUGCUUCAAAACGAGAUUGGCGUGGACACUAGAGUGUCUGAACCUGUUGCUGGAUCUGAUGAACAGAUAAUUACCAUUUCUUCAGAAGAGGCGCCUGAUGACCAGCUUUUCCCUGCGCAAGAAGCUUUGUUGCACAUUCAAACUCGGAUCGUAGACCUUAUUCCGGAUAAAGAUAACCUUAUAACAACGAGAUUGCUUGUCUCAUCUAGAGACUCAGUAUGUUUGGAAGGGAAAGCAGGAUCUGUAUCUGAGAUAUCACGAUUAACUGGAGCAAGCGUACAGAUCCUAGCCAGGGAAGAAAUUCCCCGAUGUGUUUCCAUCAAUGAUGUUGUUGUACAGAUUGCUGGCGAGAUCAGAGCAGCUAGGGAUGCACUUGUUGAAUUAACGUUACGAUUGAGGAGUCAUCUCUCUCAAAAGGAUACACCACCGGCUUCUACAUCCACAACUGGCCCUCUUGAAGGUGUUGCAGGAGUGAUAGAGGUAGCUUCAUCAAACAACACAACUCAAUCCCGUGAAGGUCUUACCAGUUCCAAUCUGAUGUUGCUGCAAGCUAGCGCAAUCGCUACACAAUUUAAGGAAGGAUCAUUUGCAAAGGCGGGUGAAAGUGAACACCGGGAUGAGGUUCCUGUCACUACCAGCAGAAUGCCGCUUGUUACUAGGAGCACUCUUGAAGUUGUAUUACCAGACCAGGCUAUUCCUAAGCUUGUUACGAAAUCAAGAAACAAGCUUGCACAAAUCAGUGAGUGGUCUGGAGCAAGUGUAACCUUAGUUGAAGACCGACCUGAAGAGACACAGAAUAUCAUUCGAAUCUCGGGUACACCAGAGCAGGCAGAGAGAGCACAGAGCUUGCUUCAAGGCUUCAUCUUGAGCAUACAAGAGGAUGGACCAUGAACUUGGACGGAACAUCAGGAUAACACACAGAGGAAUGAGAUCAAGAAACUGAGAAAUGUGGUGUUUGUAUGAAUUGUGGAGUAAUUAGGAUUUCAGUGCAAGUGUGAGCAGUAACGGGAAGAAGGUUUAGAUGAAUACAUUUUGAGCUACACGCUUUGGCUACUAUGUUGUUGUCUAUCAGUCUCUUUUUUCCAUUGUUUUGUAACUUAUAAAAGUCAUCAAAGUUAAAUCCGAAUGUACUUUCAU
Eutrema salsugineum is the source of this 2459-nucleotide messenger RNA. RefSeq names its product RNA-binding KH domain-containing protein RCF3. Gene Ontology annotation, cellular component: nucleus; cytoplasm. The transcript is spliced from 8 exons. NCBI's taxonomy places the organism in Eukaryota, Viridiplantae, Streptophyta, Magnoliopsida, Brassicales, Brassicaceae. Bases 270 to 2213 code for a protein of 647 amino acids. Gene Ontology annotation, biological process: regulation of gene expression. The record is from RefSeq and is a predicted model, not a curated record. Gene Ontology annotation, molecular function: mRNA binding.